GGGGAUGAAAAAUUAGUUACGGCAUCCAAGACCUAAAAGGAACUCCGGCGCCGCACGGUCAGAUCGCAUCGUGCAAUGUUAAGCGUUAAGGUAGUCUCGUGCGUCUUUGACAGUGCCGGUUUCGAAAUUAGCUACUACCUGCAUCGUCAUUAUACUUGGACUCGUGGUCGACGUGACAGCCAUUGCUAUAAGUGCGACAAAGUUAUGUGUGUGUAAUAUUUUAAAUAAAAACUCUAUAACGUGAGUGAGAUGCUCAGUGAGGAUAACUCAGUGAAAAUGAUUCAUUCGAAGCACCAACAAUCAGUGCAUCAACAACAUCAGCAGCAGAAUAUGCGAAAAUCUGUGGGCGUUAUGGGUACCAGACGUAUUUUUACAACAGCUUUUAAAAUCAAGGUUUUGGAUUCCUAUAGAAACGACAAGGAUUGCCGGCAGAAUCAGCGUGCAACUGCAAGAAAAUACGGCAUUCAUCGUCGUCAAAUACAAAAAUGGCUGCAAUGUGAGGAGCAACUCAGAAAUAGCAUCGAAAAUGGGAAUACUGGGACCGUCUCAUCGACAACUGCCUCUCCUACGAGUGUUUCUAAAUCGGAUACUGUGACGGAAGUUACAGGGAGUACCGUGACUCCAGUAACGCCGGCCUUGAACCUCAACCUCGCCAGACAGCACGGCGACGAGCUGACUACACAGCAAGGGCCCCCACCUUCUCAUCCUCCGCAUGGCAGUGCACCCUCCUCGCCCCAAUAUAGCCUUCAGACUACUACCACCGGCACAAUUUUGCCCUUAUGUCUAGGGACAUCUCGUUAUCCAGGAUAUUCAUCGGAAGGUCUUCGUUUAUACGAAGAACUCGAAGAUAGAGUUCACAUACCAGAGGUUCAUGGAUACUCAAACACGCAGUCGGAUCAGGACCGCAAUUACUACGUAUUAAACGGAGACGGACAGCAAGAUGCAGAAGCAGCUUCAGCUAACUUUGAUGGCAGAAACGAGAUGAAGAUAUAUCAAACUUUGACGAGUUACCAUUCACCACAUCGAGAGCAUCGAUACAACGUAAAUGAUAUCAAUAAUAGCGCGCGUAAUAAUCAUUCGCCGAAUCAUCAUCCUCAGCAGCGAGAGCAGAGUUAUGGGAAUGUCGAUUCAUUCGACGGGAAAUCGUAUAGCCUGCUACUAGCGCCGUCGAUGAUAAAGACAGAGCCAGCAAGUCCAGACACAGCGGCGACGUCAGGGCCGUACGAACCGAUGGACUCUCCCGGUGGCCCACGGGCCCCACUCUCGUCCCCAGUAUCGCAUCGAGGGGCUGAUAGCGGUGGCUCUUCGUCGUCCGUUCACUUCGUUGAUUCUUCACGAGCUCCUGCGAGCCCGUACUUGCACGUGCACGCGCAUGAGCACGCACACACGUGCCCACCGUUGGAUUCCGAGAAGCCGAUCCCAUCGCUCUUGCACGAGCAAGAGAGAGAGUCAGAGGAGACAACGCAGCAUACCGAAGAGAAGAGAGAGGAAGAAAUGCAGAAGACAGAAUAUUGCAGAACGUUGAUUAAAGAAGAAGUGCACUUGGAUGAGGAAGAAGCGUACGAUGAAGGGGAAGAAGUAACUGCGUCCUCGUGCGUUGACUAUCAACGACCACCUGUUGGUGGAUCGUCACUAGUCACAGAUAGUUCAGGAUCAGUAAGCCUUAUAUACGAUCGCAAUAGUUACUCCUUGCCUUCGAGUCCUCAUGAUUGUGCUAACGCUGGAAGAUCCAGAGUGGAAGGUCCAGGGGGAAGAAGCAGCUGGUCGGAUAGUGAAGUGGAUAGUGAUCACCUCAUUUCCACCAACAGCUUAAAUUCAUCCGGCAGUUUUACUCGCAGACGAUCUUUUUCUCUGUGCUUUAAACUCAAUGUUCUUGAUGCUUACCAUCGAGAUAAGGAAGUAAGAAAAAAUCAACGAGCUACCGCGAGAAAAUUUGGCAUAAAUCGUCGCCAGGUACAGAAAUGGCUGGAUCAAGAGAAAUAUCUCAGACAUGAAAUCGCUCUUCGAGGAGAUUUGCGUCAACGAUUAGGUCCUAUCCAGGGUGACUCACCAUUGGAUUUGACAACGACAAAUUACGCUCCGUUGCGACAAGUGACGAAUUGUGUUUCGUUGUUACGUGACCGACUUGAGAUUGAACAUGAACGAUUGCCAACGCACAUUCUUGGCGAUGGUUUUAUUUCUUCUCAACAUCCCUUAAAUUAUCAACAGUGCACCGCAAUAGAACCAUCCUCUGAGAUAGAAUCCGUAGCGCCCUGCAAUCUAUCUUGUUCCAUAGACAGUCAUACUACGAUGUCGACGACAUCUUCUUAUCAAGAUCUGUCUUUAAGAGAAUCCUGUUACACAGAGUCUUCGAUUAAAACAUAUUGUUAUUCUCCCAGAGCAAAUUCCGUGAUUUCCAAUUUUUCUGAGGGAUGCGAGCAAAGAUUUUCACCUCUGAAGAGACAACAUUGUAUGCUUGCUGGCUGCUACGAUGCGAUGCCGUCACCGAAAAGAUCUUGCGAAAGGUACCCAGAUAUGGACGACUCCUACGACGUACCUCCUCAAGAUACACCUCUUUGUCUCGUAAAACCAAAAUCCGCACAGGAAUUCUCUCGAACGGAACUGAUUACAAAAUCAAUCAAUACUGUAUCGACUUCGAAUAAUCCUGAUGCCAUCACUUUCAAACCUUACUUAGAUAAUCCCGUGAGCAAACCCGUGAAGAAAUGCAUCGUCCAGCGCGAUUUAUCUCCUAUUAGUUAUAAUAUCAACAAUAAUAACAACAAUAACAGUAAUUGUCAGAUAAUUUGUAAUUUCAACGAGGGUCAAAAUCUAUCUCACAAUUAUGAUUUUGAGCUUAAUCUACGAGUGCCCUGGAGACCUGAUUUAGACCUGUAUAGACCGGGAUUCCCGCAGAGGAGUGCGUUUGUUAGCGUGUCCUCACUCUACAUGUAAUUUCUUUUCGAGCUCCCAUUUUUUAAUGAUCUAACAUUGACAACAGAAAACUAUAGGCUCAUGAAACAAUUAUCCUUCAGGUCUAUAUUUCUUUUGUCCCAUCUUAUAUAGACAUUUUCUUUAAACGUAGAAAAAACACGAUAACGAUCGAAUUGCAUUAAUUCAAUUAGUUUGGGAGUGUAAAAAUCGGACUCGCAGGUUUCUCAGAUGAGAAUGUACCGGCGAAAGAUCGAUUGGUGCGUGAUCUACUACACGUAGCGCACCACGUAAGCACUUAUCGUUUCCACGGAUCGUUGGUACCGCGCUAUACAUCGCGAUAAAGUCUUAAUCGGCCAUUGGACGACCAGAGGCGUGGAAGGAGAUUAUACAUGGUCGCGUCCUCGGCUGGCAUCUUCUUCUAACUUCAUCAGACCUGCUCGACUCUCCCCUCCGCCAUCCGCUUGCUCCUCUCGAAAAAUUGUAUAGAUAUCCUAGCAGAUCUUUUUCCACCACUUUAUCGUCGAGAUUAGAGACCGGUGGUUAUCGGCUAGGCCGUUUAGAGGUCGAAUUCGUUUGCUAUAAUUACAGAAUUAUGUCAGAAAGCAUCCAUUGCGUCGCAUUAAAAGAAAGUUCGCAGAAAGAAAUGUUUGAGCCAAAAUACCAUGAAAUAUCAUAAAAUGUAAUAAAUUUGUUUUUACAGUAUGAUAUGUAAAAUAAGUAAAAAUAAUUUUAUAUGCAUACGAUCUUUUUUGCUUAUCUAAUCAAAUUUUCAUUUCGAUUUUUUAUAACGACAUUGCGUAUUGUGCUAUACAGAUGCAUUGCAUCAGACAAAACAAUUUUCAGGUCACGUUUCUUUCAUUUUGUCUAUUUUCUACGGAAAGCUAUCCGCCGACGGGCGUUGAUCGCACGAUUUCUUGGUAGCACGCCACCCAUAGCUUUCUGCGAACUGGUCGCGCGAUCGCAUUCAUCACUGAUCGUGAAUAUGCAUUCGAUCUGCAGAAAUCACUUAAUUGCUCAAACAAUUUCUUCCAUGUGCGCACAUAUAUCACACGCGUACACCACAUUAUAUAAUACAACUUUGUCAUUUCUCUUCUCAUUGUUUGACAGUUGUUGUCUAUAUUUUUCUUGCUUUCGUGUUUCCAUUGUUCUCUCUUUAAAUGGAGAUCCUGUCUGUAAAUAUAUAAAUAUAUAAAUAUGUAAAUAUUGAAAAAAAUUAGUAAGAAUGUGACAUUGAAUUCCCGCAUCAAAGACUAUGAUGCAUUCAGAGGAUAUAUGUAUUAUAGUGUUAUUUGAAAAUGUUUAGAGUUUAAUCGAUUCUUCCAUUUGGGAGAAAUAAUCUAUUUUUGUAUGAUUCCG
Messenger RNA from Wasmannia auropunctata (little fire ant), 4266 nucleotides. RefSeq lists its product as uncharacterized. Bases 250 to 2931 code for a protein of 893 amino acids. The record is from RefSeq and is a predicted model, not a curated record. Lineage: Eukaryota; Metazoa; Arthropoda; Insecta; Hymenoptera; Formicidae. Gene Ontology annotation, molecular function: sequence-specific DNA binding. The transcript has a single exon.